Cercopithifilaria johnstoni is the source of this 1134-nucleotide messenger RNA. Lineage: Eukaryota; Metazoa; Nematoda; Chromadorea; Rhabditida; Onchocercidae. The record is from the annotation of a GenBank genome assembly.
AUGAAUGUUAGUCAUUUGCUCGAUCAGCUGAUCGCGAGUUAUGAUCGAAGAAUUAGGCCAAAUUACGGUCGGGCACCAAUCGAAGUGAACGUUACCAUUCAUGUUACUAUGAUAAGUGCUGUUUCAGAAGUUUCUAUGGAUUACACUGUUGCAUUGUAUCUGCGUCAAUUCUGGCGUGAUAAUCGUUUAGCAUUUGAAAGUGCUGAUGAGAGAGAAUUAACAAUUGGGAUUGAUUUCAUAAAGAGUAUUUGGGUUCCGGAUACAUUUUUCCCUAAUGAGAAGAAAUCAUUCUUUCAUAAAGCAACAACGCAUAACUCUUUUCUACGUAUCGAUAAUCGCGGGAACGCAUUUCGUAGCAUCAGGCUUACAGUAACAGCUGAUUGUCCGAUGAAUUUGCACAGUAGUUAUGCGUACAGCACUCGGGAUAUCAUUUAUCACUGGCAUUUGAGUGAAAAUUCGGUAACAAUCGAUGAGAAUGUUCAUUUAGCUCAUUUUACAAUUGGUGACCAUAGACAUGUUGAACGGGUCAUUUCGCUUAGUACUGGCAACUAUUCACGGCUUUCUACUUACUUCACUUUUAAACGGAAUAUUGGCUUCUAUCUGAUACAAAUAUAUUUUCCCUCUUCCUUAAUUGUUGUCAUGUCAUGGGUAUCAUUCUGGCUUAAUCGUGAUGCUACCCAAGCUCGAGUUGCAAUAGGUGUUACGACAGUGCUAACAAUGACAACAUUGAUGACCUCAAUAAAUGCCUCAUUGCCAAAGGUAUCGUACGUCAAAAGUCUUGAUAUUUUUCUUGGAACUUGUUAUUUCAUUGUUUUUGCAUCACUUCUAGAAUAUGCAACAAUAGGUUAUCUAAUGGAGCGGUAUCGAAAUUCUUGGGUCGAUAAUACAUCGACAGCAAUAACUUUUUAUAAAUUAACUGAAAAUUCACCGAUCAUACAAAGGGAUCGAAUAACAGGACGCAGAAGUUACACUUUCAGAACUGAGUCUGAAAACGAUUCCGCGAUACCAUUAUUGGGACAAAGGUCAAAGAACCAGUUCAGUCCAAGGCCAGCUACGAUUAAAACAUCUGCCAAUGAAUAUUUAAACAGUUUUUUAAGGGUACGACCAUCACAGGUUCAUAUUUUGAUGGAGUAG